AUGGGCCUCGCCAGCAAGCUCGCCGCCGCCUCUGCCGCACCGGGCGGCGGCGGUCACUCCUAUGGGGCGCCCCCGCCCGCGGCCGGGCAGCAGUACUCUGCGCAGCCUCAGGGCUACCCACCCCAGCAGGCGUCCCAGCAGGGCUAUCCCCCUGCGCAGGCACAGCAGGGCUACCCGCCGGCCCAAGCGCAGCAGCAGCAAUAUGGCAUCCCCCAGAACGGGCCUGCAGGCAGCUACCCGCCCCAGCAGGGCGGCAUCUUGCCCCAGCAGCAGGCCGGGCAUUCGCCCUACCCCCAGCACCCCACCAGCUUCGCCUAUGGCGCCAACGCAGCCAACCCGUCGGCGCCCCUUGCGCCCCAGCAGGGCUACCCCGGCGCUGCUCCUCCUCAGCAGCAGGGUUACCCCGGCGGCCCCCCGGGGCAGCAGCAGGGCUACCCUGGUGCCAAUCCAGCUCAGCAGCAGGGCUACCCUGGUGCUCCUCCCCACCAGCAGGGCUACCCCGGCGCACCCCCGCCCCAGCAGCAGGGGUACCCUGGCGCCGCUCCGGGCCAGCAGCAGGGCUACCCUGGCGCUCCUCCGGGGCAACAGCAGGGCUACCCCGGCGCGCCCCAGCCUCAACAGCAGGGCUACCCUGGUGGCCCCGCUGGCAUGGGGGGCGCCUCUGGUGGCGGCUUGAGCGCUCCCUCAAUUCUCGCCCGUCUCCAGAAGAUUGUGCAGGUCAACGGGCUGCAGCGCUUCUACCCGCCGCAGCAGCUGGAGGCCGUGGCGCAGCGCGUGGCACGCGUCGAUUUCCACGGCCUCGCCGCCAGGUGGCGCAUGCCCGUCGAGCUGGCGCUGGAUUUUGCCGCGCUGGCGCUGUAUGACAUUGUGCUCUACGCUGAUGACUCAGGCUCCAUGGCCUUUGAGGACAAUGGCGAGCGCAUCGAAGAUCUGAAGCUCAUCCUUGGACGCGUCGCGGAGGUGGCCACGCUGUUUGACGACGACGGCAUCCUGGUGCGCUUCAUGAACUCGCCAGUGGAGGGCAACGGCAUACGCAGCGCCGCAGACGCGUCCGCGCUGCUCAGCAAGGUCACCUUCGGCGGCACGACCCCCCUGGCGGCCAGCAUGGCGACGCGCGUGAUCAACCCGGUCGUGCUGUCCAUGGCACAGCGCGGCCAGCUGGCCAAGCCGGUGCUCGUUAUAUCCAUCACCGACGGCGAGCCGACAGAUACCCCCAAGGACGCGAUCCUGUCUCUGAUCCGCGACGUGAAGGGCCGCCUGGCGCAGGCCUAUGGGCCAAAGGCCGUCGCGUUCCAGUUUGCUCAGGUGGGCCGCGACUCGCGCGCCCAGGCGUUUUUGGGCAAGCUGGACAAGGACCCCGGAGCUGGUGAUGUCAUCGACUGCACAAGCUACUUUGAGCAGGAGGCCGAGGAGUACGCGCGCAAGGGUGUGACGCUGUCUGUUGAGGCCUGGCUGCUGAAGCUGAUGGUCGGGGCCAUCGACCCCUCAUACGAUGCGGAGGACGAGGCCUAG
Molecule: messenger RNA, 1512 nt
Organism: Monoraphidium neglectum
Lineage: Eukaryota; Viridiplantae; Chlorophyta; Chlorophyceae; Sphaeropleales; Selenastraceae
Exons: 8
Coding region: 1-1512 (503 amino acids)
Source: RefSeq, a predicted model, not a curated record